AUGUCGAAAUCCGAUACGAUCCAGGCCGACGCGCGGCGCUUCCUCGACGAGCGCGGCAGCAACGUCGGCCUCGCGCCCAACGGCCUGAACCCCGCCACCAUUAUGGAAAAGGCCGUCAAGGAUCGCAUCACGGACAGCUACUUCUACAAGGAGCAGUGCUUCGCGCUCAACGAGGCCGACAUUGUGGACCGCGUCGUCGAGCACGUGCGCUUCAUCGGCGGCACGUCGGGCAUGACGCAGAAGCCGAGCCCGUUUCUGUGCCUGGCAUUCAAGCUGCUCGAGCUGUCGCCGUCCGACGCCGUCAUCGCCGAGUACCUGGCCUACGGCGGCGAGCACUUCAAGUACCUGCGCGCGCUCGCCUGCUUCUACCUGCGCCUCACGCGCCAGGCCAAGGACGUGUACGCGACGCUGGAGCCCUUCCUCGAGGACCGCCGCAAGCUGCGCCGCAGGGGCCGCGACCGCACCACGCUGACGUACGUCGACGAGUUUGUCGACGACUUGCUCACAAAGGACCGCGUGUGCGCCACGAGCUUGUGGAAGAUGCCAAAGCGUGAGAUCCUGGAGGACUUGGAGGUGCUGGAGCCGCGCGUCAGCCCGCUAGGCGACUUGGAGGAUCUGCUCGAGGAGGAGGAUGAGCAGGAUGAGCAGGGUGAGGAGGGUGACAAGGAAAAGGAAGACGACGAGGAAGGGAGUAGAAAUGGUCGUGAGGAAUCAGGCGAAAUCUCGGAUCGUGAUGGCAUGGAUAUCGACAGGGAAGAGGGCCGCAGAAGCGACAGCAGCCGAAGUCCUUGA
Messenger RNA from Cordyceps militaris CM01, 792 nucleotides. RefSeq names its product RNA binding protein, putative. The transcript has a single exon. The coding region runs from base 1 to 792 and encodes 263 amino acids. Lineage: Eukaryota; Fungi; Ascomycota; Sordariomycetes; Hypocreales; Cordycipitaceae. The record is from RefSeq and is a predicted model, not a curated record. Gene Ontology annotation, cellular component: precatalytic spliceosome.